AAGAGGAGGGGGAGUGUAUUCCCAUGUAGCCUUAACCAAUGGGGAUAUGAAAUCACAGCAGUGGACUAUGGACUAAAUUAUUGUUCAAGUGAUUCCCAUCUGGACACACAGUAAGAAGACAUGCUGAAGCCUUCAGGGAACACAGACUAUUAUAUGAGUCCUGUGUUUACAUUCACAGUCUCCCUGCUCUAGCCCCAGACUGGUCAGUAUGGCUGUGCUAGUGCAUCUUCUUGCUUGUGCCUUCGGGCUGGGUUCGUGGGUUGCAGUGAACGGCCUGUGGGUGGAGCUGCCUCUCAUCGUAAAUGCUCUGCCUGAAGGGUGGGACCUGCCCUCUUACCUCACGGUCAUCAUUCAGCUCGCCAACCUGGGCCCCCUGCUGGUCACUCUGAUGCACCGGCUGUGCCCCGGCAGGCUCAAGGAGCACCUGGUCAUCUACGUCAUCCUCUCUAUAGGCAUCGUGUCCUGUCUGCUGCUCGCCCUGUUCUGGGACAGGACCACACUCAUCGGGGGAGCACCCCACAGCACGGCCUUCUUCAUCAUCACCUUCUUCUUGGCUCUGGUCGACUGCACGUCCUCAGUCACAUUUCUGCCUUUCAUGAUGCAGCUGCCGGCCAAUUACAUCACCACAUACUUCAUUGGGGAGGGCCUCAGCGGGUUUAUCCCUGGUGUAAUCGCACUGGCUCAGGGUGUGGGGAUGGCCAAGUGUGUGAACUCUACUCAUACUACAGGAAACCACUCCAGUACUGAGGAAUUGUGGAUCUUUAAAACAGAAUACCUCCCCCCAAACUUCUCCACUGAGCUGUUCUUCUUCUUCUUGGCUCUUAUGAUGUGCAUCAGUCUGGCUGCGUUUGUUGCUCUGAAUAAACUUCCUCGAACAUUUGAGAUGUCAACUGAAAACCUGGUCCCAGACACUGCAGUGUCCUCUAUCUGCUCAGGUCUGGAUAACCCCGGAGCUGACACAGAGGGCGAGGGUAGCCAUGCUGACGAGGCCGAGAGUCCUCUUAAGGCUCACCCUAAACACUCCAUGGCCCAGCUCUGUUUUAUCUACUGUGUGGUGGUCUGGGUGAACGCUGCUACCAACGGGCUGCUGCCCUCAGUGCAGACAUACUCGUGUAUGCCCUACGGUAACCUGGCUUACCAUCUCUCUGCUGCCCUCUCCUCUGUGGCCAACCCUCUGGCCUGCACAGUGGCCAUGUUUGUGCAGAACCGGUCUCUGGCCUUCAUGGGAGUGUUAACUUUAAUGGGCACUGGAUUUGGGAGUUACAACAUGGCCAUGGCUGCGAUGAGUCCCUGCCCCUUGUUUCAGAGUGCCAUGUUGGGAGAGAUCCUCAUAGUGCUGUCGUGGCUCUGCUUCACGGGGACUCUGUCUUAUGUCAAAGUAAUGGUGGGUGUGAUCCUGAGGGACCGCAGUCACAGCGCCCUCGUCUGGUGUGGAGCAGCCGCUCAGAUGGGCUCUCUGCUGGGCUCUGUCACCAUGUUCCCCCUGGUCAAUGUCUACAGGCUCUUUCAGACCAGCGACUUCUGCAAUUCACAAUGUCCUUCAUGACACUUGGAAAGAGUUGAGACUAGAUUAGAUUAGAAGAGAAUUAGAUUUUUUGUUACAAAUAACUUAUUUAAAGGUCUAAUACAUUCUCCAUGGAGAUAGAUUAGUUUUAUGCCAUACUGUGGAAGAUUAUAGCCAAAGAUAAAGAGAUAUAACUUCAUCAUCCCAGAGGGAAAUUUCACUGUUUUCACAGUUGUCAUGACACUUGUUGACAUUUUCACCCCCAUAAAUAUAGAACACAAUAGACAACAGACAAAAACAUUGUCAUGGUCCAUGGUAAGGAGUUGGCAAAUGCCAUUGAAACAAGCAAGAGAAGGCCCUACUCCAAGCCAGAUAAGAGUCAGGUUUGUGGAGAUGCAAGCCCACUCACAGUGGGCUCAAGUUUUUCAGUGUAUUAACACCACCAAAAAUGCACACACACCCACACACACACACACACACACCCCCCACACACACACAGUGGGGUGUGUAAUUUUGUCCACUAGAUGGCAGAAGUACAUUGAAUUUGAAUAACUGUCGAAAGCUUGCGCCGCAACCUCCAACACAAUGCACUUGUAGAAUAACCACUACGAAUGAAAUGUUGAAUACAUUUAUGUACUUAACUCAGUAUUUUCUAAUGUAAUAAAUAAUUACUGUAUUAUA
This is a messenger RNA of Periophthalmus magnuspinnatus, 2185 nucleotides long. RefSeq names its product solute carrier family 52 member 3 (gene slc52a3-1). Bases 209 to 1546 code for a protein of 445 amino acids. The transcript is spliced from 4 exons. Lineage: Eukaryota; Metazoa; Chordata; Actinopteri; Gobiiformes; Gobiidae. Gene Ontology annotation, molecular function: riboflavin transmembrane transporter activity. The record is from RefSeq and is a predicted model, not a curated record. Gene Ontology annotation, cellular component: plasma membrane. Gene Ontology annotation, biological process: riboflavin transport.